This is a messenger RNA of Pundamilia nyererei, 1178 nucleotides long. Its product is annotated as aquaporin-11. The coding region runs from base 73 to 885 and encodes 270 amino acids. The transcript has 3 exons. Gene Ontology annotation, biological process: transmembrane transport. Lineage: Eukaryota; Metazoa; Chordata; Actinopteri; Cichliformes; Cichlidae. Gene Ontology annotation, molecular function: channel activity. The record is from RefSeq and is a predicted model, not a curated record. Gene Ontology annotation, cellular component: membrane; cytoplasm.
AAAGUUGCCCCCGUCACGAGGAGCGGCUUAUGCAUUGAGGUCAGACCGUGUGGGGCAGUGAAGAGCCGGGAGAUGACCUACCUGUGGGUUUCCGUAGCGGUGCUGGGGGUUUCGGUGCUCCUCAGCGAGCUGAUCCGCUCCGCAGCGCGUGUGUUCCCGAGAGAUUACCGGAUUUACCUGCUGGAGGCGGCGUCCACAUUCCAGCUCUGCUGCUGCACACAUGAACUCAAACUGCUGGGAGACUCGGCCCACCUGGAGCUCAGUUACGGCCUGGCUCUCACCUACACGGUGACUCUUGUCCACUUGGUAACUUUCCAGGACGCGACCUGUAACCCCACCGCGGCUCUAGAGAGUGUGUGCCGCGGGACCCGCAGCUUAAGAGCGGCCGGCGUCCUCAUUAUGCUCCAAUUCGCAGCUGCCGUCGCCUCGCAGUCUUAUGUCGCCUCCGUGUGGUCGCAGGGUCUCUCCGACAUUCACCUGCAGCACCAGAGCACUGACUUCAGGUGCUUCGAUCCCCUAGGCGGGACGCUGCUGGAGGCCGCGGUGGUGGAGCUGGCCUGCGCCUUCGUUUUCCAGGCUGCCUGCAUGCACGUCCACAAACUGGACGAAAGACUCCAGGUGCACUUCAUCGCUGCUGUUGUAACGGCAGCAGUUUAUGCAGGUGGAGAGAUUUCCGGAGCCGUUUUCAACCCAGUAUUGGCCUUCUCAGUUCAGUUCCCCUGCAGCGGCCACACCUACCUGGAGUACUGUUUUGUGUACUGGCUGGGACCAGUUUUAGGCGUGGUGAGCUGCAUCCUGCUGUUUGAGAAGAUCAUCCCUUUCCUGUUUGGUGGGAGUACCGUUGGGCUGGACGUUCCUGCCAUCCAGAAAAAGAAGACCCAGUAGGUGCGAGGGGGAAAAGCCGUGCCUGUUUUAUUCCUCAUGUCUUAACGGACAACAGCAGCGCAGCCAGCUUUUGUUUUUCUUUUGUUAUUAAUGCUGCACUGCAGGGUUGCCUCACCUUCAAAAUGUCUGUGAACACAUAAAAAAACAAUACACACUGUAAUGUGUGGGUACUGUCAGGGUAAAACGCACUUUUACUGUCACUGAACAGCAAAUGUCAGCUAAGAUGUCAAAUACACUGUUAGAAAGCUGGCAGCUAAUCAGAACACAAAAGUGGCUUCAGUUUCUCACUAAAA